CAGGUCCUCCGUGCCGCCCCCCGCGCCCCGUGCCUGCCCCGCGGGCGUGGGCGCCGUGGCCGGUCCGCGGUGGGCCGGGGGGCCGCCGGCGCCAUGGCAGCCGCGGAGCCGCUGCGGCCGCGCCUGUGCCGCCUGGUGCGCGGGGAGCACGGCUACGGCUUCCACCUGCACGGCGAGAAGGGCCGCCGCGGCCAGUUCAUCCGGCGCGUGGAGCCCGGCUCGCCGGCCGAGGCGGCUGCGCUGCGCGCGGGGGACCGGCUGGUCGAGGUCAACGGCGUCAACGUGGAGGGCGAGACGCACCACCAGGUGGUGCAGAGAAUCAAGGCUGUGGAAGGACAGACUCGGCUGCUGGUGGUGGACAAAGAGACGGACGAGGAGCUCCGCCGGCGGCAGCUGACCUGCACAGAGGAGAUGGCCCAGCGAGGGCUUCCGCCCACCCAUGACCCCUGGGAGCCGAAGCCGGACUGGGCACGUGCAAGCAACCUCAGCUCCGAGGCGGGCCAGAAGGAUGUCGGUGGGCCCCCCAGGGAGCUACGCCCUCGGCUCUGCCACCUGAGAAAGGGCCCCCAAGGUUACGGGUUCAACCUGCACAGUGACAAGUCCCGGCCGGGACAGUACAUCCGCUCCGUGGACCCAGGCUCGCCUGCCGCUCACUCUGGCCUCCGCGCCCAGGACAGACUCAUCGAGGUGAAUGGGCAGAAUGUGGAGGGGCUGCGCCACGCAGAGGUGGUCGCCAGCAUCAAGGCGCAGGAGGACGAGGCCCGGCUGCUGGUGGUGGACCCCGAAACGGAUGAGCACUUCAAGCGGCUACGGGUCACACCUACUGAGGAGCACGUGGAAGGUCCACUGCUAUCACCAGUCACCAAUGGGACCAGCCCUGCCCAGCUGAACGGUGGCUCAGCGUGUUCGUCCCGAAGUGAUCUGCCUGGCUUAGACAAGGACACUGAGGACAGCAACACCUGGAAGCGUGACCCCUUUCAGGAGAGCGGCCUCCACCUGAGCCCCACGGCGGCCGAAGCCAAGGAGAAGGCGAGAGCCACCCGGGUCAACAAGCGGGCGCCACAGAUGGACUGGAACCGGAAGCGCGAGAUCUUCAGCAACUUCUGAGCCCCUCCCUGCCUGUUUGCCGGUGACCCGG
Messenger RNA from Canis lupus familiaris (dog), 1138 nucleotides. RefSeq names its product SLC9A3 regulator 2 (gene NHERF2). Lineage: Eukaryota; Metazoa; Chordata; Mammalia; Carnivora; Canidae. Gene Ontology annotation, cellular component: apical plasma membrane. Gene Ontology annotation, biological process: protein localization to plasma membrane. The record is from RefSeq and is marked provisional. Gene Ontology annotation, molecular function: signaling receptor binding; protein-membrane adaptor activity.